AUGCUGUACUCCCUGCAGCCGUACCUCAAGUACUUUGCCCUGUUAGGCCUCGUGCCUUGGAGCGAGAAAUGUGUCCGGUAUCAGUUUCUGCAGAGGAUUUACUCCGUUUUCCUGAUACUAAUCAAUGUGGUCACUUUCAUGGCUUCUAUUGCAAUGUGGUCUACGGACGAACAGUUACUCUCGCUGAUGGUCAACGUGAUUGUGUUUUUGGCUAAGAUCGUGGCAAUGACCGUUAUCCUGCUGCAGAUGAUGGUCCAAUACGACGACUAUUUCCAGUUUUGCAUGGAGCUCAAGUGCCUGGGCCUGCGGCUGCAGGGUGAGCUGAAGAUGCAGUUGGGCGGACUUAGCGGGCAGUGCUACACAAAGAUUCUGGGCCUCGGUGCAAUCUGCUUGGUGGGAGUACUACCCUUGGUAUAUGUCUCCUUAAAAGUGGGCCUGGUGUUCUUCUGGUCCUCGCUCUUGCCCAUACUAGUCAUUCGGAUGCAGUGUGUCCUGUUGCUGCUCUACGUGGACCUGCUGGGCCAUCAUGUGAAGCUUCUGGGCAAACGGCUGCAGGACGUGCUCACCUGCCACAAGAUGGAUGCCAACUGCGUCCUGGACGGUAACUGCAAGCAGCUCUGCUCCCUGGAGUUCCUCUUGGAGCUAAAGCAGAGCCACAUGGAGCUCUACCAGCUGUUCACUCACUUCAACGGCCUCUUCGGCUGGAGCAUCCUCAGCAUCUACGUGGUUCUAUUCCUGGACAGCACAAUCAACAUUUACUGGACCCAGCAAGUUCUCGCUGAGGUCUACGACUACACGUAUCUAUUUGCUACAAUUUCGGUUUUUAUUCCGACAUUCGCUAUUAUUGUUGCCUUUUGUCGUUGCGGAGAGUUCUGCAGGAUGCAGAACAUGCUUCUCGGUAGCUAUGUCAGGGGAUUGACCUGCCAUCCGGCUCCCCAGAGGGAACCGGCAUAUAAUGACCUACUAAUGGAGUUUACCUUGCAAGUUGAACACAAUGUUUUGGUCAUCAAUGCCGAAGGCUUCAUGAACAUUGAUAACUCGCUACUAAUGUCGAUAUUGGCUGCUAAAGUAACGUAUCUAAUUGUGCUAAUGCAGUUUAGUUCUUUGUAG
Molecule: messenger RNA, 1110 nt
Organism: Drosophila kikkawai
Lineage: Eukaryota; Metazoa; Arthropoda; Insecta; Diptera; Drosophilidae
Gene: Gr39b
Product: Gustatory receptor 39b
Biological process (GO): male courtship behavior; sensory perception of taste; chemosensory behavior
Cellular component (GO): neuronal cell body; axon; membrane
Source: RefSeq, a predicted model, not a curated record